AUGUUUACAUGGAUGCUUUUAAGGAUGAUGUUAUUGCUCUGGAUGACAAGCGUAACACUUCAGGGCGGCACAGGGUACAAACCUCAAAAUCCAAAUGGUGGUGCGGCACAAAUGUCUCCAAGAGGUGCAUACGGGAAUGCACAAAAUAAGCCUGGAUAUGGAGGUCAUCCCCCAUAUGGUGGAACAGGCAUGGGAAUGAUGAAUCAACAUGCAUUGAAGCAGAGGGGAGGCUAUGGAAAUGGAAACGGCUACAGAGCUCCAUCUUUUGGGGGCUACAGCAAUUUGAUGGGUGCUCAUCCCCAAAAAGGAUAUGGCAUCUCUGCAGGAUACACCAAUGGUGGGGCGACCAAGGCACAACAAGGCUAUGGAGGAUAUGCUAAUGGAGCUAAGCAACCUAAUACAGGCUCUUCUAUUCAAAAUAUGGGGUAUCCCAAUAGUGGAACCAAGGGACCUAAACCAGGAUAUGGUGCUAAAGCUGGACCCUCAACUGGACAAGGAGCGAAGCCUAAUGGAUAUGGAGGAUAUGCUAAUGGAGGUGCAGCUAAGCAACCUAACACAGGUACAAGUAAUUAUAUGGGGUAUCCCAAUGGUGGGCCUAAGGGACCUAAGCCAGGCUCUUCCCUUCAAAAUAUGGGGUAUCCCAAUGGUGGAGUCAAAGGACCUAAGCCAGGAUAUGGUGCUAAAGCUGGACCCUCAAAUGGACAAGAGGCCAAGUCUAAAGGCUCUUCUCUUCAAAAUAUGGGCUAUCCCAAUGGUGGAACCAAGGGCCCUAAACCAGGGUAUGGUGCUAAAGCUGGACCCUCAAAUGGACAAGGAGCAAAGCCUAAUGGCUCUUCGCUUCAAAAUAUGGGGUAUACCAAUGGGGGAACCAAAGGACCUAAACCAGGAUAUGGAGGAUAUGCUAACGGAGGUGCAUCUAGGCAACCUAACACAGGCUCUUUUCAAAAUAUAGGGUAUCCCAAUGGUGGAACCAAGAGACCAAAACCAGGCCCUUUUUUUCAAAAUGUGGGUUAUCCCAAUGGUGGGGCCAAGGGACCUAAACCAGGAUAUGGUGCCAAAGCUGGACACUCAAAUGGCCAAGGAGCCAAGCCUGGUUACGGUGUUCCUGGACACAUGUCAGAAGGACCUUAUAAAGCAGCUAAUUCAGGAUAUAUGCCUGUAACAGCUGGAAACAAGGGUGGAAAAGGACCUAAAGGGGAAAUGUUAAGUCCUGAAGCAUCAAGUCAUCUCCCACUAACAUCUAACACCAAGGGUGUUUUACCACUAGCUGAGCAUGUGCCAAAUACAGGAUUGCUUCCAGAAGAAACUAAAGUCCUUCCACAAGUCCUGCAACAAACAAAAGGACAGAAUCUUAAUGCACCACUUGAACAGGGCAAAGACCCCAACUCUAUGGGUCCUCAGCCAGCUACAAAGCCAUUUAUGCAAGGUCCAGGUUUUUAUAAACCCAAUAAAGCUUAUAAACCAUACACACCUGUAAUUCCACAAAACAAAGUUCCAAAACCAGCUGCGCCAGCAGUCCCUCAAGCAAUUCUUGCAGCUUCUAUUCCUCAGACGAGUUCUCCUCAAAUACCACAGACAGCUGCACUAGAACAGGGACAAGUACUGUCACAGGAACAGAUCGUCACUCCGGUGGUACCACAGCCAGUUACGUCACAAGACAGUAUUUCUUCACCAGUGCCUCUGGUGCCAAAUGUUCCAGAGAUGCAACAAUCCAAGUUUCAGUCAAACCCAGCUUUACAUCAAAUGAAGAAUCCAACAGCCACAAAUCCUGAACUAACUGGACUAGGACAGUCUAAUGGACAGGUGCAGGGAGCUAUACCUUCAAAGCCUGAUUGUGGACCUGGUGGACAACCUAAUGGACAAUGGGUCAAACUUCCAAGUCCUGGGUCAGGGUACCCCAAUGGAAAAGAAAUGUCAUCACAACCAGGCUUUGGAGCAGGAAUUGGUGGUUAUCCAGCUCAUGGCGUUAAAAAUGGCUACAAUGCAGGUCAUGGAGGGUAUGGAAACAAAUUCAAUAAGCAAGCUGGACCACAAGGUGGACAACCAAUAGGAUUUGGAUCUAAGGGAAAAUCUCAAGCUAAAUAUGGAAUUGGUGGACUUCCAUUUGGUUCCCCUAAUGGAUAUCAAACCAACCCCUCUGGACAAUAUGGUAAUGAAGGACAGCACUAUGGAGCCAAACCAUUCAAUCCUCAAGCACUGGGAAAACAUGGAUAUGGUAGUUUACCAUAUAACUCUCAACCUCUUCUACCAGAAUCUGUUGCCAAAUCACCUGACUUUGGAGGGUUACCCUACAAUGGUCAGCCACUUGGAUAUGGUGGUGAAAAGUCAUCUGGAAAAUAUGGACAAAAGGGACUUCAUUAUGGUGGUCAGCCAUUUGAUCUCAGCCCUGAUGCUGUGUCUGGGAAAUACGGUAAUCCAGCAGUGUCAUAUGAGCUCCUCGGCCCUGUGACAGAUGGCCAAUCUGUUGAAGAAAACAGAAGUCUGGAGGCUUUGCACCAAGGUCCUGAGAUUGACGGACAGAAAUCCAUUGACCAAUUUGGAGAUGGAGAAGUUCCACCCCAUCCUGAUACUCCAGGUGCUGGAGAGGCAAAUGCACAAUCCAUAGACAAAUACGGAACUGGUGAUUAUACUGAUGGAAGACUACAACCAGAAGUUGUCUCUUUCCCUGGUGUUCCCACUGUGGGCCCCGCUCCUCACAUCCCUGCUGUCACCUCAUUCGACGGUUCCUCCCUGGCCCCUGUUUCUGUGCCUGAUGUGUCCGCUGUUUCUGAGGUGUCUGCUUCACCCACAUUCCCUCAGCCUGAGCUACCUGCUCUAGAGCAGCAGCCAGCACCACCACAACAGAUCCACAUCCAGCAGCACCUCAAGUUCCACUUUCACCCACAGGGCAACUCCCAGACAGGAAAGGAAGGCAAAUACAAUUUGAAUGGAUUUUUUGGAAAUAAAUACCAAGGAUAA
Molecule: messenger RNA, 2958 nt
Organism: Puntigrus tetrazona (Sumatra barb)
Lineage: Eukaryota; Metazoa; Chordata; Actinopteri; Cypriniformes; Cyprinidae
Gene: cmn
Product: calymmin
Exons: 41
Coding region: 1-2958 (985 amino acids)
Source: RefSeq, a predicted model, not a curated record